CUUACUAUUCCAAUGAAGUUUCCGAACUGAUCUUUGUGAUCCUUUUUUGUGAGAAUGUCGUCUUCCACAAAAUGUUUUUCGCAUACAUAAUGGGAUCUUUUAAGGACAAACUUGUCUCGUGGAAUUGCUUUCUGCCACAAUUGCCUAACAUUGUCAUUAUUGGGAACUCGGAAUAUCGCAACUUUCUCGUCCGACUUUGCCUGAUAAUUUGUUUUGCAUCCAGUUGCAACACAAUGGUUAGGCAUUCUCACAAUUACAAUAAUACACGCUUAUUCUCUUUACUAACAAUCAAUGCUCCUUGCUCACAAUGAAGUUCCCGUCUUCCCGCCAAUGCUAAUGUGGAAACAAUACUAUGUAACCUAAUUUAAGUACUUCAUUUAUGAGAUAAUUCCCAAAAUUAUAAAACAAAAACACAUCCAAUUUUAUACUGUAUCGAUAUAUGGAGAUUAAUGCAUUUUUAACAUUUAAAUGAAAAUUUAAAUGAAUAUUAUGUUGAGUUGUUCAUAACAACAAAGCUUAAAAUACCACCGCAGAACAAGCAGCGCUACAGGUCAGAUGGUGGAGCGGAGAGGAACUACGGAGACAUUAGGUGUGCCACUUUUGCAUGCUGGCCUGGUUGGGGAGUGUCCAGACCUCCCCUUCUUAGGUUUCCAGUAACCAAUCGCAUUAUUCAUUAUGAUUGUUGUAGCAACCACUACUGUAUAUGAAAGUACAAAUUUUUAACACACUGCGAUUUGAGAAUUAUGUCGUUGUUAAUUUAUUUUAAGUACACGCACCCUUAAUCUGAGUCAGUAUAGUAAAAUAAUGAACUUUCAGCCGUUGCUGAUAAUGUUCUAGCUAUGGGAGACAUGAAAGAUAAUAGCAUCCACCGCACUGCUCAAAAGUUCGCAGUAGAGAUACAACAAAUGGAAGAAUACAGAACGCUGUAUUCAAACGUUGAGAAAAUAGCUGCUUCACCGUGUGUCCAGAAGGGUGAUUUCAAAGAAACUUUACUCUCCGCCUUGAGAACGUCAGGUGUGGAUAUGGAACUCAGGAAUGUAGUGUUCCACCGAAUGAGAUCACACUCCAACAAUGCCAACUCCACCAACGGAUAUCCUAUAAAGGAACCAUUGGCGUAUCUGAGAAAGGCACAGCUCCAGUGGGAGAAGCGGAUCCACAAGUCCCUGAACUCGAUGUGCGCCGAGCUGGGGGUGCCCCUGGCGCGCCUGCGGCUGGCCUCCGACCGGGACGAGCUGUCCGACAAGUGGAACGAGCUCAGCACCUACGACAUUGAUCUCAGCCAGUACCGUCCUGUCUACGCCCCGAAGGACUUCUUGGAGGUGUUGCUGUGCAUCAAGAGUCCAAACUACCGACCUGUCGAUGGCGAAGGGCUGUGGCAUUUUGCGCAGAUUCCAGUCCGGGUGAAGACUCUUGCAGAAUUGCGCAGCCUGUAUGCCGAGAUCUCCCGGGGGGAGCCCCUGCUGGGGGUGAACCCCCACAUGCCGUCCGCCAGCCACCCCACCCUAGAGGCGGAACGCACCGUCCUGGGCGAGAAGGUGAUUGGUGCCAACCACGCGCCGGUGGCUCAAGAGUUCCUGAAGCGCGGCUGCCCCAAGUGCCAGCGAGGCAAGGUGUGGGCUCAAGUGCUGGGCUCCCAGGUUCGGCAGUCGCACGUACAACACUUCAACCGCCUGAAGCAGCUAGUGCUGCAGUAUGAUCUUCUUGUUGACAAGCUCAUCAUAAAAGACGUGCAGUUAACAGCUUCCAAUGAUGAUCAGUACUUUGUUUUUGAAGACAUAUUGUACCAGGUGAUGCUGUGCUUCUCUCGCGACACAGAUGUGCUGUCCGUGUUCAACCACAGCGCCAGCAACCCGGUGCAUGCCGUGCUCAAGAACAGGACGCCGUAUGUGGAGAACUCCGUCAUCUUCCCCCCCAGCGGCAUCAUCCCCUUCCACGGAUUCACCAUGUUUGCCAUGCCGGUGUGCUACCUGUACGAGGACCCGGCGGAGCUGUACUUCACGUUCCGGGCGCUCUACCUGCGCUACUGGUUCCAGCUGCAUGAGGUGUCCUCCCGCGAGCAGGGCAUCCUGCCGCUGUGCCUGCUGUUCGAGCGCCUGCUGCAGCGGCACGAGCCCGGGCUGUGGGCGCACUUCCGCCUCGCCGGCGUGCAGCCGGUGCGUGUGGUGUUCAAGUGGCUGAUGCGGGCGUUCAGCGGCCACCUGCCGCCCGAGCAGCUCCUGUACCUGUGGGACGCCGUCCUGGCAUACGACUCCCUCGAGAUCCUGGCCGUGCUUGCCGCCGCCAUACUCAGCUUCCGCAAGGAGAACCUGCUGCAGGUGGACACGCUCCAGGCCGUCGAGGCAGUUGUCGCCGACCUCUCGUCGAUAGUGGUGAUGCCGCUGAUACAAGUAGCGUUGCUUCGAGAGAACGGAAACUGAAAAAUCAUCCUGGCUGUCUCAUUCUCCACUCCUCGCAUUGACCUCACUGUGUUCAGCAUGUCUCUACAAAUAUAGAAUUUGUAAUUUUUUUUUACUUAAUUUGAAAUAAAUUUGUAAAUAAAUUUGUAAUUAUUAUCA
Bacillus rossius redtenbacheri is the source of this 2555-nucleotide messenger RNA. RefSeq names its product TBC1 domain family member 19. The transcript is spliced from 13 exons. The record is from RefSeq and is a predicted model, not a curated record. Bases 840 to 2417 code for a protein of 525 amino acids. NCBI's taxonomy places the organism in Eukaryota, Metazoa, Arthropoda, Insecta, Phasmatodea, Bacillidae.